Messenger RNA from Cadophora gregata, 8252 nucleotides. It is a transcript of the gene GCN1, whose product is annotated as translational activator of GCN4. Gene Ontology annotation, biological process: cellular response to amino acid starvation; regulation of translation. The coding region runs from base 142 to 8184 and encodes 2680 amino acids. Gene Ontology annotation, cellular component: cytosol. Gene Ontology annotation, molecular function: protein kinase regulator activity. The record is from RefSeq and is a predicted model, not a curated record. Lineage: Eukaryota; Fungi; Ascomycota; Leotiomycetes; Helotiales; Ploettnerulaceae. The transcript is spliced from 5 exons.
AGACUUUUUAUUUACGAAGGUUACAGUAUCUGCGUCGCUAAUCAAUCCAACCUCCAACCCGAAUAAAUUUAGGCCACCCAACUACACCGAACCCAACUCGAACUCAACUCCAGGUCAUGACAAGUAUUUUGAGUCUACGAGAUGACUGAGGUGGAGGUCAACGGUACGGGCAAGGUGGAUUUGGAUCUCAGUGCUACAAAAGUAGCAUUGUCUUCCUCCUCCACCAAGAUUCGUUUGGGCAACCUACACGCCCUCGAAGAAAGGCUUUCGAACAAUGAAAUAAGCCACGGGCUUUUCCCGCCUCUUCUACGACUUCUUUUCGUCACAUAUCCAUACUACCACGAUCGAACUUCACGGCGAGCUGUACAACGAUGCAUACGGGCCAUAUUCAGUUCCGGGUGCGCCCCAGAGGCUUUGGAAGAGUUUGUAAGGACCAUUGAUGCGGAAACUGCAAAGCAAGGGCUCGCCCCAGGGAAUGCCUUUGUCCUGGUAGAAUGGUGUAGCAUACUGCUGCAAGAAAUCGCUGGCACGACAUACUGGGAGAAAUGGGGCCAAAUUACUAUUCAGAGCAACGCCCGCGUCCUCGAACUCUGUCUCGGUGAAUCGACCAGGUCCAACAUGAGGCAGGCGGCGCUUGUCAUUACUAGACGUGGGCUGCGAAAAGCGUUCUCCGCUGGCGACGCUAUGGAAAAAUUGAUUGGGGAUGCAGUCUGCAUGCUCUCUUCGAAAGGGCCCCAGCCAUCCACGAAGAAUGCCGUUAUGUUAGGAGUUAUUGCUGGAGUUUGUGCAAGGAAAUCAGAGGCCAAGAAGAUCCUUUCGAGCAACGCAUCUGAAUACUAUGCCUUCUACAUUCGAGAAAUCAUUGGAUCACGAACCCCAGUACCAGACCACAUAUCCAAGGCAUUGGGGGACUUUUUCAUUGCCUUCACUACGUCGGAAGACGUUGAGAAAGUAAUUGUCCCUGCACUUGAGAAGGCUCUUCUCCGAGCUCCAGAAAUCGUGCUCAAUGAUUUAGUUACUCCACUCUUCCAUUCUUUCGGGGAAAGCAUCGACCUUUCGAGUGUUCUUCGAAACAAUCUCUUAAAGCCGUUAUUAGCAAAUACCAAGUCUACAAAUGCUGUUGUGCGACAUGGCGCUUUCUCGGCCUUCAAGGCUGCCGUCCAUAAGAGCCACGACUCAGACUUGAUUAUUCAGAUUGCCCAAGAGAUACUUGUUCCAUUAAAAAGUGGGAAAGUGCCGUCUGCGGAGCAGAGAGCAUACUAUGCGGAUAUGCUCACAGUGCUACCUCCUUCAAAGGCUGCAGUGACUCAUGUGACACCUGCAAUGGCCAUUAUUGCUGGGAAAGAAGCCAACGAAGCAGCCCUUCAAUCGGAGACUUUAACGGUUCUUCAUUAUGUCACCUGGGGUCUUUUCAACGAUCUAGAGAUCGACAAACAGGUCAUUGAUGCUUUCGUCAAAGGGCUCUCUGAUAAAAAAGUGCCUGUCAAAAAGCUAUGGGCUGUACGGCUGGGAGAGCUAUUCUUGGCCAUUGAGAGCGAGGAGCUUUUGAAGUCCAAAGCUUCUAAGCUUGCAGAGUCUACUAUUACAGCACUGAUGGAGAUAUGGCAAGAGGUCAUUGCAAAUCCUCUGGCGGCUGCACAGUCAGGCCUGGUAACUUGUGCCUAUAUCCUUACGGCAAUCGCUCAACCCAAGCUUGCCUUAUGCCCAACGGCGAAAGUCGAAGCGGCACUCAAGAAGGCUCAAGUUGAUCAUCAAGCCCUCAAAAUGGAACCAAAACCCUCGUUCUUACUGAAUCAGCGCAUCUACGGCAAACUCUCCAGCACAGAUGAUUUCAAAUGGUUCAUUCGUGCUUUAUCCUCUACAUCACAAGAGCUUGCUACCAUGGACGCAGUCUCAACAGUCUCCACUGCUUGGUCUCAAGCCAUUAUCUUCUGUAUCUGCUCAUCUAGCGUCACGCCGGAACUUCGAAACUUUUGUUCGAGAACACUCUCGCAACUCUACGCUCGUGAACCAGCACACAUUUCAGCAAUUAUGAUUGCCGGUCUUUGGCGUUGGCACCACUGUGUUGAGUCUGGUGAUAAGGAUAGUGCAGCUAUUAUAUCAAAAUCAGAGAACCAAAACCUCCACAUUAUCGUCAAGUCAAUUUGUCUCUCUACAGAGGAAAUGGCUAAGCUGGGCGGCGAAGUUGAUCUUGUAGUUCGGAGACAGCAGAUGAUUUCAUUACUUGUCUUGUCAAGACCAGAAUUGAUCCCACGAGUCAACUGGAUCGAAUUAUGUCUACGAGUUCAAGUAGACCCAGGAGAGCUGGCGAGAACCUCCGAAGACGCCUUAAUGCAGCAAAUUAUUGACUCAACCAGCUUCAACGAAGAAACAUCACAGACGUCCGAAAGUGUCAAGAAAGCAGCUUUUAAUGCUGCCGCUGAACUUGCUUUCGUAGCACCAGAUACAAUGAUAUCUCGUAUCGUAAAGCUAAUCGAAAACGAUCUCAAUCCUUCACAGCUUGUCACUGUCGGUCCAACAGAGGCGGCUAUUUUCCGCACCGAGGAAGGUACUGCAUUUGUAGAUGUGCUUGCUUCGAAGUCUCAGGGUUAUGUGCCCAACAAGAACACCAAGGAUUACGAUACCCUAAAGUGGGAGGAAGAAUUACGUGCCCAAUUGGCCCAGAAAAAGGGCCAGCAGAAGAAGCUUACAUCUGAAGAGAGUGCCAAAGUCAAAGCCCAAUUGAAGAAGGAAGCCAGCAUUCGUCUCGACAUACGAUACCUUGAAGCAAGACUUCUACGUGGAAUCGGAAUCAUCAAGAGUCUUGCAACCGGGCCUCCAACAGAAGCAAGCCUCUGGAUGGGACCCGCCGUGAAAGCUUUGGUGGAUGUGAUUAAUGCCGGGGCGGGCUUGAUAACUGCCAAUGCCGCUCCCGAAGCAUACGUUCUGUGUGCAGAGAUUUUGCCUAGUCGUAUUGGUGUCCUCCGACCAUUCAUCGGCAUUGCAACAUUGAGAGCUCUCGAUGUUCCGCACCUAGCUCAAGAGCUGGUACAAGAACCACUAGGCGCUCUCAUUACUCGAGUUCUCUAUCGACUUCGAUUUUCUGGAGAACAGCGACCCUUUGACACUGUUUCUUUGACAUACAUCCUCCCUCUCGUGUUCUUGGUGCUCCGGAAAGGUGGGUUUGGUGAUUCUGACGAUGCUGAAGCACAGCUUGUCUUAGCUUUGGAGUUCCUCACCUUUCACACUGAUGCGUGCUCUGACAUUCUUGUACCACGCCAGGAAGUAUUGUCAAUACUGAUAUUUUCCAUGCAAACCUACAACCAGCACUACAAGAUCGUCAAGGAUUGCUUGGCAGACCUUUGUCGUUGCCUCGCUCCAAAUAUCACCAACCAAGAGAUCGCAAUUCUUGCCAGAGGUGCUAUUGUUCCACAAAUUUCCGUCCGAACCGCCGUUUUGCAGUCUAUCAGCGCCGACAUUGACAUGAGCGAACUUGAUUUCUCGGAAGAAAUAUGGUUGGCUUGCCAUGAUGAUGUCAGUGAGAAUGUAGAAAUCGGAAAAGAGAUAUGGGAGGAGAGUGACUUCAAGAUUGCAGCCAACACGCCGUCCACAAUGUUAACAUAUCUUGAAAGUCCCGAUAAGCAACUUAGAAGGGCAGCUGCGCGGUCAUUAGCUUCGGCUGUGAAGGUACAGCCGUCCACAUUUCAUGAUACGUUAUCACGCCUAGAGUCCACCUACCAAGAACUGGCCAAGCCACGUGUUCCUCAGCUUGACGAGUACGGCAUGCCUAAAAAGAUGGAUCUCUCGGACCCAUGGGAGGCCAGGAACGGUAUUGCUCUAGCUUUCAAGGAGCUUGCUGCCGUCUUUGAAGAAAGCAUGCUCGAUGAGUUCCUCCGUUUCCUCAUUGAACAAGGUCCUCUGGGUGACAGAGAUCCCAACGUCCGAGAGCAGAUGGUAGAAGCUGCAACUGCCAUCAUUGCCAUUCAUGGCAAAGACAAAGUGGAAGAUCUGAUGAAAACAUUUGAGCAAACACUUGAGGCGCCUGACAAAGGUUCCGAAUUUGCAGACCGAGUCAACGAAGCUGUCAUUAUCAUGUACGGUGCUCUCGCUCGUCAUCUGAAGUCAGGGGAUUCUCGUGUGCCAAAGGUUGUCCAGAGACUUCUUGAUACUUUGAGUACACCUUCCGAGGCUGUUCAAUAUGCAGUUGCGGAAUGCUUACCACCCCUCGUAAGAGCAUCACGCGAGAACACCCCCGAAUAUGUCCAUUAUGUUCUUGAGCGCCUCUUCAACUCGAAGAAGUAUGCCGGACGACGUGGUGCGGCCUAUGGUCUUGCUGGAAUUGUCCACGGCAAAGGAAUAUCAGCUCUCAGGGAAUAUCGCGUCAUGUCAACAUUGAAGAGCGGGAUCGAAAACAAGAAGGAUAUCAACCAUCGCGAGGGUGCUCUACUCGCAUAUGAGCUUCUGUCGACGAUUCUGGGCCGUAUCUUUGAGCCAUAUGUUAUUCAAAUAGUGCCUCAGCUGCUUUCCAGCUUUGGGGACGCCAGUGCUGAUGUACGUGAUGGCUGCUUGGCCGCUGCAAAAGCUUGCUUUGCGAGCCUGAGCUCCUAUGGUGUCAAACGAAUCCUACCUACACUGCUAGAUGGUCUCGAUGACCAGCAAUGGCGAAGUAAGAAAGGUGCCUGUGAUCUUCUUGGUGCCAUGGCCUACCUCGAUCCCCAACAACUCGCGCAAAGUCUUCCCGAAAUCAUUCCACCUUUGACCGGUGUACUCAACGACAGUCACAAGGAAGUCCGACUUGCUGCCAAUCGAAGUUUGAAACGCUUCGGCGAGGUUAUAAAUAACCCAGAAAUCAAGGGUCUCGUCGACGUCCUUCUCAAGGCGUUGAGUGACCCUACCAAGUACACGGAUGGUGCUCUAGAUGCUCUGAUCAAGGUCUCUUUCAUCCAUUAUUUGGAUGCCCCAUCUCUUGCGCUCGUGGCUCGUAUCCUGGAGCGAGGCUUAGGAGACCGUUCAGCAACCAAGCGUAAAUCUGCACAGGUUAUUGGUAGUCUGGCACAUCUUACCGAGCGGAAAGAUCUGGUAGCUCAUCUGCCAAUCUUGGUUGCAGGACUCAAAAUUGCGGUGGUUGAUCCUGUCCCAACAACUCGUGCAACUGCUUCUAAGGCCUUGGGCUCUCUGAUCGAGAAGUUGGGCGAGGACGCCCUUCCAGAUCUUAUCCCUGGUCUGAUGCAAACCCUCAAAUCAGACACUGGUGCUGGUGACCGCCUUGGUUCUGCUCAAGCUCUCAGUGAAGUCCUUGCAGGUCUUGGAACAAGUCGUUUGGAGGAAACCCUUCCUACCAUUCUUCAAAAUGUUGCCUCUGCCAAGCCUUCUGUUCGGGAAGGCUUCAUGUCGCUGUUCAUAUUCUUGCCCGUCUGCUUCGGCAACAGCUUCGCAAACUACCUCAGCAGGAUCAUUCCCCCUAUUCUAUCUGGUCUUGCAGAUGACGUGGAAUCAAUUCGUGACACGUCUCUUCGUGCAGGUCGCUUACUUGUCAAGAACUUUGCUACCAAAUCCAUUGAUCUUCUGCUGCCAGAACUUGAGCGUGGCCUUGCUGAUGACAGCUACAGAAUUCGUCUCAGUUCCGUUGAGUUGGUCGGUGAUCUUCUCUUCAACCUCACUGGGAUCAGUUCUACAACAGAAGCAGAUGAAAUUGAGGAGGGUGCACAAGAGGCGGGAGUUUCGCUUUUGGAGGUGCUCGGCGAAGAGAAAAGAAACAAGGUUUUGUCUUCGCUAUACAUUUGUCGCUGCGAUACGUCCGGCUUGGUUCGAACUGCAGCUGUAAAUGUUUGGAAGGCACUUGUUGCCAGUCCUAGAACGCUGAAGGAACUCAUCCCGACACUAUCUCAACUUAUAAUUCGAAGACUGGGCAGCUCCAAUAUGGAGCAGAAAGUUAUUGCAGGAAACGCGCUUGGAGAGUUGAUUCGUAAGGCUGGAGAUGGUAUACUUUCAACUCUGCUACCAACCCUUGAAGAGGGCCUCCAGACAUCAACCGAUACAGAUGCCAAGCAGGGUAUCUGUAUUGCGUUGCGGGAAUUAAUAUCUUCUGCAUCCCCAGACGCAUUGGAAGACCACGAAAAGACACUAAUAUCUGUUGUUCGAAUUGCUCUGAUCGAUUCCGACGAAGAUGUCAGAGAGGCUGCAGCGGAAGCCUUCGACUCUUUACAACAGAUUCUCGGGAAAAGAGCCGUGGACCAGGUACUGCCUUAUCUCUUGAGUCUCUUGCGAACUGAAGACGAAGCCGACAACGCGUUGUCUGCUCUUCUGACACUUCUCACCGAGACUACUCGAUCCAACAUUAUUCUCCCCAAUUUGAUACCCACUCUUACCACAUCUCCGAUCUCGUCCUUUAACGCCAAAGCUCUUGCCUCCCUCUCAACGGUUGCUGGAUCCACAAUGACACGACGACUGCCGAGUAUUUUGAAUUCACUUAUGGAUAAUAUCAUGGCAUGCAAGGAUGAUGAACUCCGAGCUGAUCUCGACGCCUCUUUUGACACCGUCGUUCUGUCUAUCGACGAGUUCGAUGGCUUGAAUACCGCUAUGAGCGUACUGCUCGCACUGGUCAAGCACGAUGACCAUCGUAGAAGAGCUGCAACUGAUUAUCACCUUGCGAAGUUCUUCGCUUCAGCUACUGUCGACUAUUCUCGCUACAACCAAGACAUUAUUCGGGCAUUACUCGUCUCCUUCGACGACAGUGACAAAGAGGUUGUCAAGGCUGCUUGGACUGCGCUAUCCGAGUUCACGAAACAUCUCAAGAAAGAGGAAAUGGAAGCGCUUGUUUUUUCAACCCGACAAGUCCUGCAACAUGUAGGUGUUGCAGGCGCCAAUCUUCCAGGCUUCGCCCUACCGAAGGGCAUCAACGCAAUCCUACCUAUAUUCUUGCAAGGCUUGAUGAACGGCACCCCGGAACAGAGAACCCAAUCCGCUUUGGCUAUUUCUGAUAUCGUUGAUCGAACAAGCGGCGAUUCUCUGAAGCCUUUCGUUACCCAGAUCACUGGGCCGUUGAUCAGGGUUGUGUCUGAACGUUCCGUUGAUGUCAAAGCUGCAAUUUUGUUAACACUGAACAACCUUCUCGAGAAGAUUCCGACCUUUCUCAAGCCUUUCUUGCCCCAACUACAGCGGACUUUUGCCAAAUCUUUGGCUGACACAUCUAGCGAAGUUCUGAGAACGCGGGCAGCGAAAGCUUUAGGUACUCUGAUUACGUUGACCCCUCGUAUUGAUCCUUUGAUCGCGGAGUUGGUCACCGGUUCAAAAACAUCAGAUGCAGGUGUUCGCAAUGCUAUGCUAAAGGCACUGUAUGAAGUGAUUAGCAAGGCAGGAGCCAACAUGAGCGAAGCAUCAAGAGGAGCAGUUCUCAGCCUAAUCGAUACGGACUCCGAUGACAACGAUGUGUCUAUGGCCAUCACCAAUGCGAAAUUGCUUGCUGCCCUCAUCAAGAACGUGCCGGUAGAGGGCGCAGCUAGCCUUGUCAAGAAUCGUGUUUUACCAAACAACUUCAGCCAAUCAUCCGUACUAGCAUUGAAUGCUGUCCUGCUGGAAGCCUCAACAUCCCUCACGGAGACUGCCUUUGCAGGUGACUUGCCAUCGGCCAUCUGCCAAGGCAUGACAAGUAAGAAUAACUUCAUCUCGGACAAUUGUGUCUUAGCUGCAGGAAAGUAUUUACUUCUGGACAGCCGUAGCGACGACUACGAAGUCAUCAAGCCACUCUUCGAAGCACUCGCCAGUCUUAUUCAGCCUGGUAACUCUGUUGACACGCGUCGCUUGGCACUAGUAGUUAUUCGCACAACAUGCCGCCAUCACAUGGAUACUAUUCGACCACAUCUACCAUUACUGGCACUUCCAGUUUUCGCUAGUGUUCGAGAUCCCGUGAUUCCCGUCAAGCUAGCGGCUGAGGCCGCUUUCAUGGCUCUUUUCAAUGUCGUGGAGCUCGAGAGCAAGGUCUUUGACAAAUACAUUUCCACGCAAGACCUACCCGCCAAUCAAAAGAGAAGCAUGCAAGAUUAUUUCAAGCGUGUCGCCUUGAGGCUUGGUAAUACUGCACGAGAGAGAAAGGAAGCUGAAGGAGGACAGGGUGGAUUGGGACUUUCUAAUGAUGAAAUAGAUGAUGAGCGAGAGAUUUGGAGUGUGGGCAAAGUGGAUCUUGGAGAGGGUGCAUUUGAUGAGUGAAAUGAGUUACGAGAAAAGCAUGUAUCUGGUUAGAAAAAGGGCUGGUGCAUUGCAUGCGUCGAGGUUGG